This is a messenger RNA of Phycodurus eques (leafy seadragon), 3566 nucleotides long. Its product is annotated as probable nuclear hormone receptor HR38. Gene Ontology annotation, molecular function: zinc ion binding; RNA polymerase II cis-regulatory region sequence-specific DNA binding; nuclear receptor activity. The record is from RefSeq and is a predicted model, not a curated record. Gene Ontology annotation, cellular component: transcription regulator complex; nucleus. The coding region runs from base 161 to 1885 and encodes 574 amino acids. The transcript is spliced from 7 exons. Gene Ontology annotation, biological process: cellular response to corticotropin-releasing hormone stimulus; regulation of transcription by RNA polymerase II. Lineage: Eukaryota; Metazoa; Chordata; Actinopteri; Syngnathiformes; Syngnathidae.
AAGACGCGCGUGGUGCGUCCCGCGUAGAUCUGAACUGAUGCUUGUAGGCGCGUGAGUGUGCGCGCGUGUGUGGGAGUGGGCGUGUGCAUCAGUGGGGCCAAACUCAGACCUUUGGAAUACAUGAACAACAUCAGAAUCUGGAUAUUUACAUGAAUCAGCAAUGCCCUGUGUACAAACGCAGCAUGUAACCCUGACCCGUGACACCCACUUAAUCUUCUUAAACUCUGAUCUCGAUGCCAAACCGGUGAUGGAGAUCGGUGGCCAGAAGGAGCAGCUGUCUACAUCCUUGUUACCCAGCAUCAAUACCUUAGUGGGAAGUGGCUACAUAGGAGAGUUUGAUGCGUUUUCCUGCAAGAUUCCCGCCUCGCCUUCCACAUCUACAGUUUCAUUCGGCCACACCUCAGUCGCUGAAAUUACAGACUGCCAGAUGCAGAACCAAGCCUACAAGCUGGAUGACCUCCAAGUGUAUGGCUGUUGCCCAGGCUCAUUUACACUCAGCUACCUUGAUGAGACAAUGUCAUCAUGCGGCUCCGACUACUACGGCAGUCCAGGGUACCCCGCCGCCUCCCCUACAACGACAGGCUUUCAGACACUGUGUGGACCUGUGUGGGAUUCCCCUUUCAGCCCCUACAAUCCAGCCCCCACGGCUGAUAAGCAGUCCUCUUUUUUCCCCUUCAGCUCCACACCGGAACAGCACUCUCCCGUGUUGCCCCACCAGGAUGCUCAGCUCGGUCAGGACGAGCCCUUCUUCAUGUCCCCUCAGCAGCACGUGUCUUCACUGCAUUGCCCCAUUAUGUCCAUGGAGCACGGCGCCAGGCUUGCAGAGGGGUCUUCCAAAAUCCACAACCCAGGUUUGAGCGAGGGCCGCUGUGCCGUGUGCGGAGAUAAUGCUUCCUGUCAGCACUAUGGCGUCCGCACCUGUGAAGGCUGCAAAGGUUUCUUCAAACGAACUGUGCAGAAAAAUGCAAAGUAUGUUUGCCUGGCCAAUAAAGACUGUCCAGUGGACAAGAGGAGGAGGAACCGCUGCCAGUUUUGCCGUUUCCAGAAAUGUCUUACAGUGGGAAUGGUCAAAGAAGUUGUUCGAACAGACAGCCUGAAGGGUCGCCGAGGUCGUCUACCAUCCAAACCGAAGACGGCAGCUGAAGCUUCUUCCACCACUUCCACUGUCAACAUCAUUUCCUCGCUAGUGCGAGCACAUUUAGACUCCAACCCAACCAUUGGCAAGCUUGACUACUCCAAGUACCAGGAGACAGUGGACAAUGUAUCAGAGAAGGAGGAUGCCGAUGACAUCCAGCAGUUCUAUGACCUACUGACCGGAUCAUUGGAGGUAAUAAAAACCUGGGCUGAAGCCAUCCCAGGGUUCUCUGACUUCUGCAAAGAGGACCAGCAGCUACUUCUUGAGUCUGCCUUUGUUGAGCUGUUCAUCCUACGCCUGGCAUACAGGUCAAAUCCAGAGAAGCACAAACUGAUCUUCUGUAACGGCAUGGUCCUCCACCGACUGCAGUGUGUUCGUAGUUUUGGGGACUGGAUCGACUCCAUCAUGGAUUUUUCCCAGAGCCUUCACCGAAUGAGCUUAGAUGUCUCCCUGUUUGCGUGCCUUUCAGCACUCGUCAUCAUCACUGAUCGCCACGGCCUCAAAGAACCCAAACGUGUUGAAGACUUCCAGAGCAAUCUCAUCUCUUCUUUAAGGGAACACGUGAGUGGAAACAGAUCGGAAACAAGUCGAACCCAGCCCAACUAUCUCUCUCGGCUUCUGGGUAAGCUCCCCGAGCUGAGGACUCUUUGCACACAGGGGCUGCAGCGCAUCUUCUACCUAAAACUGGAGAACCUUGUCCCUCCUCCACCUAUCGUGGAUAAAAUCUUUAUGGAUAUCUUACCAUUCUGAAUACAAAUGAACACAAAAGGAGAAAAAAUGCACCUUAUAUGAUUUUUGUGGUUUUGCUGGUGCUAAAAAGCACUUUACUUGUCACCUAAUAAUGGGUACCCCUACACAGCAGCUAUCUUUAAACAUGCAUGCGGAAUCUUUAAAGAUUGGCACCCCAUGGAACCACUCGAGGUGUAACAUCGCACUAAGCACUCCGAUGAUGAUGUCUACUGAGAUGUCUUCAUGUUACAUUACGUACAAUAUGUGCUUGGGUAUUACAAAGAUGGCUGAACUGACAUUAGUGAUCAUAUAUUUGGAGAGUGCAUUUGUUGAAAGGAAUUUAUUGGUGUGCUAAAUGUGUAAAUGUUACAAUGCUAUGCAACUAAAAACAUUUUUGGCAAUGCAGUGUUAAAUGAUGGUAGCUAAACCUGAAAAAAUAAAAUCUCUUAAGUAGUUUGUUGUCUAUUGGUCCCACUGAGAACAGAGACACUUGCGGACAAGGGUCACGUGUUGUAAUAUAUAAAAUGGACAUUGUGCCCCAGUGUUUUAUAAGGGAGACACAACAAUAGUUGCGGAAGGGCCAAAGUUUACACCUGUUUUGAUAAAACAGCAUACAGUAGUUUAUUUGUGGUUCUUAUGGCCUUAAAUUCAAGAAAAUGUUCUGCCAUUACUCUCGUGUUGCCGUUUUUAACACCUUUUAAAAGGUGAUGCUGGCAGCCUUCCAGUUGACACGCACACAAACGCAUUUGUUGAUAUGUGUAGUGAAUACAAAGGUGCCUUUGCAAAAACAACCCUUUUGGUAAACUCAUGUGACUCUAUGUCAAUGUCAUUCCUAAUAUCAUAAAACAAGACAGUAAUAAAUUUUAAUUCACCCAUCAUUGAAAAAGCUUUUGCCAUAAAGUGCCUGAAGCAUAUGAGUCAAUAUACUGAACCUGUAGUUGUACAAAGAGUAUAUGAUGCGUGAGCAUUGCACGGAGUGAGUGUAUCAAGUAAUGAAAUGUCUACAAAUGAAUCAAUUGUUCAACAGCAUAUUUGAAGCCAUUUUAUAAUUUGAAUGUGAGGAUCAUGCAUAUUACUGACUUCUUGUUCUUAAAAUGAAUGCUGACUUAUGUUACUUUGUCUGAUAAUGUCUGUCACAUUCUUCUGUUACGUGUUUCCUUCAUUUUAAUUGACCCUUGAAGUGAACCAUGCAAAUAUCUUGAAAACUGUCAACGGAAUGUUAGGAGAAACUGUCUAAAGCUAAGACCUCUACAAACAAUGUUCAACCCAAUGAGAUACAAUAGACUUCAUUCUCCAGUUAUGAUGCAGAAGUGUUCACAAAGGGAGUAUAUUUGAUAAUAAAUUCUUAAAAUGUCAUACCAAGUGCUUUCAUUUUGAGGUUUAAAUGUAAAAUGAAUAUCCGCGACAUCUACAGUACAUCUACCGUAUCUCUAAAGGUGCAUUCUCCUCAAGAAAAUGCCGUUUCCAAUUUGACAAUGAGAGGUUGUAAUUACAGUAUAUUCAUGGUACCGGUAUGUUUGCAAUUUUCCUGUAUGAAAAAUAAAUAAAUAAAUUAUAUAUACUGUGUAUAUAUAUAUAUAUAUAUAUAUAUAUAUAUAUAUAUAUAGGUGAGACCGAGGCUUGUCACAUGGAUCACAUUGCAAAUAUCUUCUCCACCAGAGGUUGCAACUAAAAAGUAGAAUACUAGUUUUCUUCCUUUACA